AUGUGUGGGUUGUGGGGGGUUGUUGUUUGGUUUGGUUGUGGGGGGUGGGUGUUGUUGUUUUUUUGGGGGUGGGGUGGGUGGUGGGGGUUGUGUGGUUGGGGGGGUGGUGUGGGUGUAGUGGGGGGUGGGGGGUGGGUGGUGGGGGGUUGGUGGGGGGGGGUGGGUGUGGGAGGGGGGGGGGGAUUGGGGGGGGGGUUGGUUUGUGGGUGGGGUGGUGUGGGGGGUGGUUAUUUGGGGUUGUGUUGUUUGUGGGGUUUGGGGGGGUGUGGUGGGUGGGGGGUGGUUAGAGUGAGGUGGGGGGUUGGGGUUUGGGGGGUGGGGGGGGGGGGGGGGGGGGGGGGGGGGGGGGGGGGGGGGGGGGGGGGGGGGGGGGGGGGGGGUGGGUUGUGGGGUGGGGGGUGGGGGUGGGGUGGGGGGGUGGGGGGGGGUGGGGUUGUUUGGUGGGGGGGGUGUUUUUUGGUUUUGGUGGGGGUUGUGGGGGGGUUUGGUGGUGGGGGGGGGGGUGGUGGUGGGUGGUGUUUUGGUGUUUUUGUUGUGGGUUUUUUUGUUGUUUGGGUGUGGGGGGGUGUGGGUUGGUUUGUGUUGGGGGGUUGGUGGUGUGUUGGUUGUGGUGUUUUUAGUGGUUUGUUUGGUUGUUUUGGGUUGGGUUGUGUUUGGGGUGGUGUAGGGGGUUUGGUGGGUUGUGGUUUUUAUGGGUGUGGUUUUGUGGGGUUGGGGGGGGGUUAUGGGUGGGUUUGGGUGGUUGUUGUGUUUUUUGGGGUGUGUUGGGUGUGUGUGGGGUUGGGUGGGUUUGUUGGUUUGUUUGGGGGGGUUUUGUAUGAUGAUAGAGAUGGGGGGUUAUGUUGGUGUUUGUUUGGUGGGUUGUGUUUUGUUGGGGGGGGGUGGGUGGGGUGGGUUUUGUUUGUUUGUGGGGGGUUGUUUUGGGUGUUUGGUUGUGGUUUUGGGGGGUGGUGUGUUGGGUGUGUGUGUUGUUUUUGGGUAGGUUUUUUUGGGGGGGAUGGGUUGGUGGUUGGGGGGUGUUGUUGUGGGUGGUGGUUUGUUGGGUUUGUUUGGUUUGGUUGGGGUUUGUUUUUUGGGGGUGUGGGGGUUUUUUUUUUUUUUUUUGUGUUGGGUGUGGUGGUGGGUUUGUGUUGUUUUUUUGGGGGGGUGGGUGGGGGGUGGGUUUGGGGUGUUUUGUGUUGUUGGGGGGUGGUGGUGGUUGUUUGGUGGUUUUUGGGGGUGGUGGGUGGGUGGGUUUUGGGGUUGUGUUGGGUUGGGGUGUGGGGGGGUUGGGGUGGUGGGUGUGGUUUUUGGGGGGGUUGGUUUUUUUUGUGUUGGGGGGGGUUGGUGGUGUGUGUGUUUGUUUGUGGGGGUUUUUGUGGUGUGUGGGGUGGUUGUGGUUUGUGUUGUUGUGGUUGUUUUGGGGUUUGUUUUGGGGUUUUGGGGGGGGGGGGGGGUUUGGGGGGGGGGGGGUGUGUGUUUGGUGGGGGGGGUGGUUGGGUUGGGUGGGGGGGGGGGUGUGUGGGGUUGGGGUGGUGGGGGGGGGUGUUGGUGGGGGGGGGGGGGGUGGUUAUGUGGGGUGGGGGGGGGGGGUUGGGGGGGGGGGUGGUGGGUGGGGGUGUGUGGGGGUGGGGGGUUUUGGGUGUGUGGGGUUGUGGGUGUGGUGGGUGGGUGGGGGGGGUGUGUGUUGUUGUUGUUUGGUGUGUGUUGUUGGGGGGUUGGGGUGUGGGGGUGUUGUUUUGGGGUGGUGUGGUUGUGGGGUUGGGUGUUGGGUUGGGUGUGUGUGGGGGGGUUUGGGUGUGGUGUGGGGUGGGUUUGGUUUGUGUUGGUGGUGGUGGUGGGGGGUGUGUUUGGUGGUGUGUUUGGGGGGGGUGGUGGGGUUGUGUGGGGGGGGGGUGGUUUUGUGUGGUGUUGUGGUGGGGGGUUGUUGGUGGGGUGGUUGUGGGGGGGGGGGGGGUGUUGUGGGGUGUGGGGGUUUGGUUUGUGUGGGGUGGGGUGGGGGGUGGGGUUAGUUGGGGGGUUGGGUGGGGGUGGGGGGUGUGUGGGGGGGGGUGUUUUUUGGUUGGGGUUUGGGUGGGGUUUGUUUGGGUGGGGGGGGUGGUGUUGUGGGGGGGGGGGUUGUUGUUUUUUGUGUUGUUUGGUGGGUGGGGGGGGGUGGUGUGGGGGUGUUUGGUGGUGGGUGGGUGGUUGGUUUGGUUGUUGGGUGGGUGGGUUUUUUGGGUGGGGGGGGGUGGGGGGGGUGGGGUUGGGGGGUGGGUGUGGGUUUUGUGGGGGGUGUUUGUUAUGUUGUUGUGGGUGGUGUGUGUGGGGGGUGGGUGGGUGGUGUUUGUGUUGGGGUUGUUGGGGGGGUGGGGUGUGGUGGUUGUGUGGGGUGGGUGGGUGGGGUGGUGGGGGUGUUGUUUGUUGUUUUUGUUGUGUUUGUUGGGUUGGUGGUGUUUGGUGGUUUGUUUUGUGUUUGGUGGUUUGUGUUUUUGUUGGUGUGUUGUGGGUUUUUGGUUGGUGUUUUUUUGGGGUGGGUUGGGGGGUUUUUUUGUGGGGGGGUGGUUGUGGGGUUUGGGUUUGGGGUUGUGUUGUGGGUGGUGGUUUUUUUUUUUAGUUGUGUGGGGUGUUGUUGUUGGGUUGAUUUGUGGUUUGGGUGUGGGUUGUGGGGUGGUGGUUGUUGGGUUGGUUGGGGUUUUUGUUGUUUUUGGUGUUUUAUUGUUGGGUGGUUUGUUGUGGGUGUGGGUUUUUGGAUGUUUGUUUUGUGUUGUGUGGUUUGAGUGUUGGGUGGGUUUUUGUGUUUGUUGGUGUGUGGGUGUUUGUUGGGUUUGGUGUGUGUGUUUGGUUUGGGGUUUUGGUGGGUGGUGUGGUUGGUGUUGUUUUGUUUUUUGUGUGUUUGUGGUUUGGGUUGGUGGUGUGGUGUGUGUGGUGUUUGGUGGGUUGUUUUGGGUGUUUGGGUGUUUUGGGUUUGUGUGGGGUGGGGGUGUUUUUUUUGGGGUGGGGUUUGGUGGUUGGGUUGGUGUUUUGUGGUUGGUUGGUUGGUGGGUGAUUUGGUUGGUUUGUUGUGUUGUAUUGUUUUGUGGGUUUGGGUUGGGGGUGGGGUGGGGUGGGGGGGGUGGGUGGGGUUUGGGGGGGUGGGGGUUGUUGUUGUUGUUUUUGGUUUUUUUGUUGGGUGUGGUGUGGUGUUUGGGUGUUUGUUUGGGUGGUGGGGUGUUGGUUGGUGGUGUGUUGGUGGGGGGGGUGUUUUGGGUGUGUGGGUUUGGUGGGGGGGGGGGGUGUGUUGUUGGGGUGGUGUGUGGGUUUGUUUGGGGGUGGUGGGGUUGGGUGUGGGUUGGUUUUGUGGGUUGGUGGGUGGUUUGUUGGGGGUUUGGUGGGGGUGUUUGUGUUGUUUUUUGUGGGGUGUUGUUGGUGUUGUUUGUGUGUGGUGUGGUGGUGUGUGUUGUUGGGUUGGUGUGGGGUUGGGGGGGGUGGGGGUGUGGUUGGGGUGUGGUUGUGGUGGUGGGUGGUGUUUGGUUGGUGUUUGUUGGUUUGGUGGUUGUGGGUUGGGUGUUGUUGGUUGGUGGUGGGGUGUGGGGGUUGUUGGUUGGUGGGUGUUGGGGUUUGGGUUGGGUUUGGUGGGUUUGGUGUUGGGUGUUUGGGUUUGGGGGUUGGUGUUGGGGGGGGGGUGGGGUGUGGGGGGUGUUUAUGGGGGGGGUUUGGGGGUUUUUAUUGGGGUUGGGGUGGUUUUGGGUGUUGUGGUUUUGGUGUGUUGUGUUUGGGUGUGGGGUUGAUUUGUGGGUUGUGGGUUUGUGUUUUGUUUGGGUUGGUUGGUGGGUUGUGUGUGGGGUUGGGGUUUGGUGUUGGGGGGUUUUUGGUUGGGGGGGGUUGUUUUUUUGGGUUUGGGGUGGUGGGGGUGGUUGGGGGUUUGGGUUUGGGGGUGGUUUGUGGGUUGGGGGGGUUGGGGGGUUGUGGUGGUGGUUGUGGGGGUUGGGGGGUUGUGUGGUUGUGUGGUGGUUGGGGGGGGUGUGUGUGGGUGUGUGGGGGGUGUGUGGGUGGUGUGUUGUGUGGGUUGGGUGUGUUGUGUUUGUGGGGUGUGUGUUGGUGUGUGGGUGUGGUGUGUGUGUUGGGUGUUUUUGGGUGUGUUUGUGGUGGGUGUGGGUGUUUGGUGUUUGUGUUGUUGUUGUGUUUUUGGUGUGUGUGUGGUGUUUUGGUUGGGUUGGGUGUGUUUUUGGGGGGGGGUGUGGGUGGUUUUUUGGGAUUUUUGGGUUUUUUGUGGGUGUUUGUUGUGGUGUGUGUUUGUUGUGUUUUUGUGUGUUGUGUGUUUUUGGGGGGGUGUGGUGUGUUUGUGGGGUGUUGUUGGGUGUUGUGGUAGUGGUGUUGUGGUGUGUGUGCACCGUGUGUGGUGUGGUUUUGGUUGUGUUGUGGUGUUUGUUUUGUUGUGGUGUGGGUUUUUGUGGUGGGGUGGUGUUUUGGGGGUUGGGGUGUGUUUUGUUGGUGUUUUUUGUGGUGUGUUGGUGGGGGGGUGGGGGUUGGGUGGGGGUGUGGGGGGUGUGUGGUUUUGUUUGGGGGGUGGGGGUGUUGUGGGUGGGGUGUGUGGGGGGGGUGGGGGGGUGGGGUGUGUUUGGGUGGGUGUGGUGGGGGGGGGGGGUUUGGGGGGUGGGUGGGGGGGUUUUGGUUGGGGGGUUGGUUGGUGGGGGGUUGGGGGGUGGGUGGGUUGGGGGUGGGGUGUUUUUGGUGGGGGGGGGUGGGUGUUGGGUGGUGGUGGGUGGGUGUGGGUGGGGGGGGGGGCAAUGA
Messenger RNA from Knipowitschia caucasica, 4731 nucleotides. The record is from the annotation of a GenBank genome assembly. NCBI's taxonomy places the organism in Eukaryota, Metazoa, Chordata, Actinopteri, Gobiiformes, Gobiidae.